UAUUCUACGAUCACCACACAUUUCAUUCUCUCUAAGUUUCUUCAACAAAUUCAAAGACACAAUAAAAAACCCCAUCUCAAAUUUCAAAUCUUUACAACAAAAAUGGCAAAUAAUUAAUGGAACAAGAUUUCGGAUCAGAAUGCAGCAGUGAGUGUGGAUCGGGUUGGACUUUGUACUUGGGACACUCGAUCUAUACUUUGGAUCCUCUUCAAAAUUCCAUAUACGAUGAAGAAGAUGAUGAUAUGUCAAUGGUUUCAGAUGCAUCUUCAGGUCCACCGCAUGUUCAAGAACAAGAAUGCGACAACAAUGGCGUUAACGAAACAGGUUUUCAAAGACAAAUACAAUAUUUUCCUAGUAUUCUUGAUGACACCACUACCUCUCCCUUCUUCGAGUUUCCUAUGUGGGAAAUUGCACAUCUUUAGUGGGAGAGAGUGAUAUUGUUAUUACAGAUUAUUCAGAGGGUGAAUCAAAAUUCAAAGAUCAAUUCGCGUAUGUCAACUCUUGUGUUUCUGGUACUCAGUUGCAGCAAAACCAAUUACGUAAACCAUGAAAGAUAUGAAGUGUAAUUAUGCAGGAUUCAAUCUUUUUUAGUCUAAGAACACUUCGUGUACAGAUGUUAUUAGGGAAAAAGUCGAUCGUUGCCAAAUCCUAGUCUGUUGCUUUGUAAAAUUUUGAAGGAAAAUUUAUGCCUACC
Molecule: messenger RNA, 694 nt
Organism: Lactuca virosa
Lineage: Eukaryota; Viridiplantae; Streptophyta; Magnoliopsida; Asterales; Asteraceae
Source: the annotation of a GenBank genome assembly